Molecule: messenger RNA, 5672 nt
Organism: Ostrea edulis (European flat oyster)
Lineage: Eukaryota; Metazoa; Mollusca; Bivalvia; Ostreida; Ostreidae
Product: RNA binding protein fox-1 homolog 2-like
Exons: 13
Coding region: 2362-3486 (374 amino acids)
Biological process (GO): regulation of alternative mRNA splicing, via spliceosome; nervous system development
Cellular component (GO): nucleus; cytoplasm
Molecular function (GO): mRNA binding
Source: RefSeq, a predicted model, not a curated record
UUUUUCUUUUAAUGUUUUCCCAAGAAUCACAAAAUGUAAGGUAUAGUUGUUAAAUUAUUAUGAAAGUGUCACCAUGUAGUGCAGAUUCAGACUGCUUAAUCUGCGACCCCCGGGUCAGGAUGGGGCACAAUAGGGAUUUAGAGUGUAGCAUACAAAUGUACAAGGAAAAUGUUUUCAUAUUUUCCUCUCAAAAAGCCACAAGGGUGCUGUUUGUUAAAUUAGUAUGCAAGUAGUAUGCAAGUACGAUCUAGUGUUAAGUAGAUUCAGUUCUGUUCAAACCAUGACACAGGGCCUAGAGUGGGAUCUUAGUGUCCCAGUUAUAUGAUUGUCUAUCUAUGUAUGGGCAUAGUGACUCGUACGGACACUGUGACCCAUGUGAACAUGGGCUUCUUGUAAUUCAUGAUAGAUUGUGAUAUUUGAUCAUUUCUUUUUAGUCAAACUGAAGGUGUCUUUUACAUUCUGGAUUGAGUUUGAAUUGUUUACACAGUAUCUUGAUAUCCAGAACUUUCUUAACCAGAUCAAAACCUCUUGCUGCAAGGUGGCCCCUUCUCCACAUGUAGCCCCUUCACAGUUUGAUUUUAAUGCAAUUGCCCCUUUCUCCACUGCAAGUAAACACCUUGUCAUCAACAACUGUGUAUGAUAAUGAUUGCAACUGCAUGUAUAUGUAUGUGAAGUAUAUGGUGGGGGGGGGGGGGGGGGGGGAUCUUCAAAAGUCUCAAAGGCCAGGGAAUUGAUGAAUUGUCUUGCUAUGCUAUGAGAAAGGACUUCAUUGUUGCUGAUUAGAUGCGCUGUCUUUAGUGAAGACUUCGUUGAAAGAAUGUAAAUGCUGUGGAUACAUAAAAUUCAUGAAUGAUAUGAAGAAGUUCUCAGGAAUUGGAAAUUAACCUAAAUCAAUACAUUUAUCAUCAAGAGGAUAUAAUAGUAUUGUAGUAUUUCAUCAAUAACAAACAAUUACCAAGAUCAGAUAUUUAUUAGUCACUUGUUUUCUAGCUAAACCUUAGGAGUAAUGGUAUAAUUAACAGGAUUUAGAUGUCCAGGGGCUACAUAACACUACAUCACCACCCUGUUGAUAGAUGUGGGGCCUGGGGCACGCCACAAACUGGCUACUAGCUGGAUAGGUACUCCUAUAAUUCAUUUGCUCUUGCUCAGGGAUAAAUUUCAUGACUUUGAGAUGGCCAGAAAAAUAAUGUGCUGUCACAAAAGUUUGUCAGAUGUGUCUAAGUACUGCUUACACAUAAUUUAGACCCAAAUGUUCUGAAGUGACCAAGGAUAAAAUAUUCACUACAAAAAGUUGACAUGUUCAGUGUUUGAGUCCAAAGGCUUUUUGGAGAGAUUUUUUAAUGCUGUGUAUAUAAAUGUGGUGGACUUGAAAUAUUCAUUGGAUUUUAAAAUCAAAGUUUUUGAAUAACCAAGAAUAGAAAGUGUGAAAAUGGUAAGUUGUUCUCUUUUUCUUACUGAAUUUAAAAUUCUGAAUUUUGAUGAAAAUCCUGUGGGGUAUACCUUUAAUAAAUCAUGUUUUUCUUUUCUACCAUAAUGCCAUUAACAGCUUAGGGUGUUAAAGGCUGGUAAAGGCACAAGUCAAAGAAGAUUUAAAUUCAAAGUCUGGAGCUUUGAUUUGUAAAUUGAUCUAAUCUAUGUGCCUAAUCAUUUACCAGACUUUCUCUUUUCUUGAAGACAUGCAUGUUAUUGUUAGUUUUAUUUUAUGAAAGUUGAUCACAGCUGUCAGAUUUGUCCCAGGUUAAAACCCAAACCAAUAUCAAGGCUCUGAAAGCCCAGGUAAUCAAUUUGAAAUUAAAGCGUUGGAGUGCGUAACAGACAGGCAGAGAGAGAUGGCCAUGUUCUCUGUCAUUGUUUAACAAUAGCGUCACAAAGCCUGCCUGCGCUCCAGGUAUUCUAGGGAAUUGUGAUAUGACUUGACCCGUGUCCUAUUACCAUCUACACACUCCAUGUUAGAACAGGGCAAAUUUUACUGGUGUAGCCUGUGUUCUCAGGAGAAAAUUUCUAGACUUUAGUUAUGCCGUGUCACAGAGUCAACUUUAUCUAUAUGUCCAAGUGAUUAUAUAGGAGGAGUUUUAAAUGACCAUUUCUACUGAGAAACUAUGAUAAGAGGGGACAAGUACAUCUGUUAUGCAUCUGGAUAAUUUCUCAUGAUGGUGAAACUGUUUCCAUGAGAAAACAUCUUUCUUAAUCAGUUUUUUUCUUCUGAGGGAAGUGAAUGUGACACUUUGCUCUACCUGGAUUUUUUUUUUUUACCUGAGUGUGUGUAUGCUUCCAAGUGUGUAUAUUCAAUCAAUUAGUGACAUUGUGUGUGCUGUGGUCAGAUGUACAUGCAUCUAAUUAUAUCUUCCUCCUAGCAGUGGAAUGCUAUUGACAACACAACUCUAUGCACCUCACAUGGUGCAGAAUCAAAUGACCUCUGCAUAUCCUUAUGCAGCACAGACAGGCAUAGAUGAAUAUGGCCACCCCCAACAAGUCGUAGUUACUAGUCAGCCAGUGUCCGUGGCACCCACUGCUGAGCAGGCUGCCACAUUCAAGACUGACUCAGCCACCUACCCCACCACUACAGUCGCUGCCAAUGGGGGUGUCGAGCAGCAGACGGUAAGACCAGGAAACCUCGAUGGAAUUCCAAGAGCAUAUCCCUAUGAAGAAAUGCUGGCGGGGAUCAACAAGCAAACAGAUUUGGAGGCCGAGCAGUCCUCAGCUCAACCAGGAACAACGACCACCCCUAAUUCAGUUGGACCAAAACGUCUUCAUGUGUCAAAUAUCCCCUUCCGUUUCCGGGAGGCAGAUCUUAAAAGCUUGUUAGGGCAAUUUGGAAAAAUCAUUGACGUAGAGAUUAUUUUUAAUGAACGUGGAUCCAAGGGAUUCGGUUUUGUAACUUUCGAAACUAAUGCGGACGCCGACAGAGCACGAGAGAAAUUGAACGGCACUGUGGUUGAGGGAAGAAAGAUUGAGGUUAACAAUGCCACUGCUCGAGUUAUGACCAAAAAAUCUGUGGCUGCACCCACUAUCCCAAAUGCGGCAGCUCUAAGAGGUGUGGCACUUACACGGGGCAGGGCUGCAGCAGUGGCUGCUCGUGGCGCUUAUAAUGCCGCCGCUUUAGCAGCCACCGCAGCUUUCCGACAUACAACACCACUGGCAACGGCAGCAACUGCGUUGCCUUUAGCUGGUGUAUAUCAGGAUCCUUUUCUAGCUACAUAUGCUGCAGCUGACAGAUACCAGAAUCCAUUUGUGACAUGCAAUUUGGUGACAACCCAACCCUACCCAGCAGCGGCUUAUGCUCCAGGUACACGUUACGCAAUCCCAGCAGCUGUUGCUAGCCCAGGCACAUAUGCAGCUGCUGCCGCUGCAGGACAACUGCAACUAGCAGGACGAGAAUACACAACAGCAGCAACUGACCCAUUACUUGGUCAUAGUAUUGGACCUGUGGCAGGAUAUGGGGCGACACUGUACAGAGGUGCUUACCAGCGAUUCACACCAUACUGAGAUAUAUACAUAUAUGGACUCCGUCGUCAAGUGACAGGGCUGGCAGUUGCUAUGUGAAUGUCAUGUGACCAAUUAUAUUCUCGACCUUCCUAGAUUCUCUGGCUGUGCUGGACACAUUCAUCUAAACAUCCAAUGAAAAUGGGUGAAAGAAAAGAGAGUGAGGGGAGAGGAUUGUGCAAUUUUGUUACCAGUGCUGCCAUUGGUGCUCCUCUGAUGUGAUAACUGAUUAUCAGCACUGGUAGAUUGACUUCCUUGUAGGAUACUGCCAUAAAGUAACUUCCAGCUUGUUUCAUGUCAAGCUUCCAAUCAAUUUAAAGCAAAUUUAUUGAAAAAAUUCAUAAAUUUCAUUGAUUCAUCUAUUUAUUUAUUUAAAAUCAUUCUUGCAUAUUUUAGUGUUUCUUUGGUCCAAUAAUCAAAAUUUUCAUUUUUGCUUUAUUGUUACAAUAUUAUCAAUUGCUUGGAAGUUUUCUAUCAUGAAAUAUGGUAGAUGCCAUGCCACAGAAUCUUAGGAAAGGUAGUUUGUAAAAAAUACUCAGUCUGGUCAGCUUUAUAUUGAACAACCAUCUAGUCAAAUUUACUUUUUACCUCACGGCAAAAGGUUAUACACUUGGAUGUACUUCAAGUCAUUGUGUCACUAAUAGAAAUUGAACUGCCUGUCACAGCACUGUGAUUCUAUUUUUCAGUAUUAAUUGUAUGUUACACAGAAUAGAACUUUUAGUAAUAACUUUUUUUUAAAUUUUUUUAAUGGAGAAAAACAGUAACCUCUUCUCAUUUUCCUUUUUUUUUUUUUUUCCUUUUCUUUUUUUUUUUUCUUUUCUUUUUUGAAAAUGUAAAGCAACAUUCAUCAGUCAUGUAAUUUUAAAAGUGAAGAAAAAAAUACAAAAUUUAUAUAAAAACUUGCAUGGCUUCUAAUCGAAAUUUUUAUUUUGGUUGUAAAUAUAACAGGCACUGAAGGCAGUGAAGUAUUUAUAAUCUCUGAAGGUCUGUGACACCACAACAUUCGCUGCCUCCCAUUGGUGCAGCAAGGUGCUUCUUUUACUAAUUGUUUGUGCAAUGUUAUGUAUCUUUUAUUAUUAAUAUUAUAUUGAUAUUGGACAGUGUAUACUGUUGACAUUUUUUUUCAACACAUGAAGCAUAGCAUUGGAGAGGAAGGUCUAGUAUUUCAUGAAAGAAGGGGAUUUUUUUUUCUGUUGUAUUUUUGGAGUGAUGGCUGUUCAACAAAGGAAAUGAUGUGACUCAUUCUUUUCAUUUUACAAAUUCAGUUUACACUAUUUAAUGUACUUCCAGUAUGCUACUUCAUAGAGCAUGGUUGAUUGGUGCUAAGGAAGUUUGGAUGAAGUGUACUAUUGUGUAUGUGUGCAUGAGAGAUGGGAGUCAUUUUGGGAUGAGUGUUAUAAACUUAUGAGCGUGAUUUACCACUGCAAGCUAGUCUCUUAACAUUUAUUCAUAUGUUACUGUCAUGAUAUACUGUUCAGAAUGUCUAUUGCAAUGUUACAUUUAAAGAAUACUUGCCAAAAUGAUCUUGCCCUUAAUGUCUAUUGCAGGUAGAGUCAUGGAUUUUUUUUUUUUUGAAUUUACAUUUAAUUGUUGUAGGAAUCUCUUUCUGAAACAGAAAUAUCUGAUUAGCUUUUACACAUAUGUCAAAGGUGAAUUUUUUUUCUCUCUUAUCCAUCUCCACCUCUACUUUUUUAUACCAGAAAAAGAACUAUUGGAUUAUUCUAAAUGAUGCUUCCAUUCAGACUUCAAAUUAGCUGAUUUUGUAUUGCAUUUAGAUUUUUCUAACAUUAGCCUGUAAAACCUGGUAAAUGAAUUUGAAUUGAUCUGUUAAAUACCUCUGUUUGAAAUUGAAUCUCAAAUAUUCCAUAUUUAUAAUAAUCAUUUUGAUGUCAUCUUUAUUCUGAGGUUUCUCAGCCUGGGCAUAAUGAAGUCAAGAUUUUUUGUUCUGUAGAAAGGUGUAUUUUGUUACAAAUUUGUUUACACAUGUUGUAGUAAUUUCAUGAUUCUACGCAUUCUUUUGUACAUGCAGGACUCUUUACUCUGUAUUGUACAGAAUCGAUAAUCAAAACAAGUAAAAAUCAACAUUUGUCAAAAUUGAAGAAAAAUUGUUAUAAUGUGGACUGUUGAUCUUUUUUUUUUAAAAUAACAACCCAAGGUGCAAUAAAUCUUUAUGAAUAAUAAGAAAUAAA